AGGAAUCUAUGCCUGAUGAUGAGUCAUAUGAAUUGGUUGUUGGUAUGCUGUUUUUGACAGACCAGAUUGAUGCUGCCUUGAGAUAUGUUGAUUUGACUUUGAAAUCUGGUUAUAUGUUAUCAAUGAGGGUUUUUGCUGAGUGUGUGAGAAGUUGUGUUAACAAAGGCAGGCUGGAUGCUUUGGUGUCUAUUAUAGAGAGGUGCAAGACAAUGGAUCAGAAUAAAGCUCUUUCUCCCUCCUAGAACAUGUGCAUCUUCAUUGCAGAUAUUGCAAUGCAAGAGGAUAAUAGCAAGUUAGCUUUUUAUGCCCUGGAAUUCAUGGCCAGAUGGAUUGCUCGGGGUGAGAAUGCAAGGGGUCCUGUUCUACUCUCUGUGGAUGAGGGGCUUGUUGUAUCAGCACUUGGAACUGCUGGUAGGACUUACAGUUCUACUCUUCUAGAUGCAUCAUGGGUGAUCCUACGACGAUCAUUGCAUCAAAAGAAGGCACCUCAACCAGAAUCUUAUCUUGCAAAAAUAUAUGCCGAUGCAGCAUUGGGGAAUUUGCAGAGAGCAUUUAGCACUCUGCAUGAGUUUGAAACCGCUUAUAGGAACUCCCCCACAGAAGCAAAAGAGGAUAUAUUCUCACCUUUUACAUCUUUACAUCCUUUGGUAAUGGCAAGCUCCAAGAAGGCUUUUGAAACUUUGGACACAGUUUGUCUUCUUAUCUGUAAAAGUUUCUGUUCUCACAAUUCAUUUACUAUAGUUGGUUGAUUUUCCAUAAAGUGAUACUGAAAUCUGAUUAGGGUGUAGUUUAUUUUUACUUUUAUUGUUUUUAGUCGUUUAGGUUCAAUUUAGAUCGCGAAAAGUAGCAGGGAAACUCAAUUGGGAGAAAAAAUG
This is a messenger RNA of Vitis riparia (riverbank grape), 875 nucleotides long. Its product is annotated as pentatricopeptide repeat-containing protein At1g26460, mitochondrial-like. The record is from RefSeq and is a predicted model, not a curated record. The coding region runs from base 246 to 749 and encodes 167 amino acids. NCBI's taxonomy places the organism in Eukaryota, Viridiplantae, Streptophyta, Magnoliopsida, Vitales, Vitaceae. The transcript is spliced from 2 exons.